GGUGCCCCAAAUUGGGGUGUCCCAAAGCCACCCUGGAGACCUGUGUCCCCAAAAUCGGGGUGUCCCCAAAUCUCUGGGUGUUUGGGUGCCCCAAAUCGGGGUGUCCCCAAUUUCCUGGGUGUCUGGGUGCCCAAAUUGAGGUGUUCCAAAGCCACCUGGGACACUUGGGUGCCCCAAAUCAGGGUGUCCCCAAAUCUCUGGGUGUCUAGGUCCCCCAAAUCGGGGUCUUCCCAAAUCCCUGGGUGUCCAUGUCCCCAAAUCAUGCCACCCCCAAGCCCCCCUCCCCCCACGUGUCCCCCCGAGACCCUCCCCCCGUGCCCUCCGAGGACACCGGUGUCCCCGCCGCAGCCCCCCACAGGCACUGGCUGGCGGGGGCGUACCCCCAGUUCGCCGUCCCCUACUUUGUGUACGAUGUCUACGCCAUGUUCCUGUGCCACUGGCACCGCGGGCACGUCAAGGGACACGAGGCCGGGCCACCGCCAUCCCUGCGAGCGGCUGCCGGCGCCUACCUGCACAAGGACCUCCUGAUGGUGCUCCACCACGCUGCCACGGUGCUUGUCUGCUUCCCAGUGGCCACCCUGUGGCGCCAGGGGAAGGGCGACUUCUUCCUGGGUUGCCUGCUGAUGGCAGAGCUCAGCACCCCCUUCGUCUGCCUGGGCAAGGUCCUCAUCCUGUACAAGCGGCAGCACACGGCCCUGCACAAGCUCAACGGGGUGGCCAUGCUGGUGACCUUCCUGGGCUGCCGCGUGCUGCUCUUCCCCUACCUGUACUGGGCCUACGGGCGCCACCUCGGGGUGCCCCUGCUGCGGGUGCCGGGGGCGCUGCCCGCCGCCUACAACGCUGCCACCCUCCUGGCCCCCCAGCUCUACUGGUUCGGCCUCAUCUGCCGGGGGGCCUGGCGCCUCUUCCAGCCCCCGCCCCGGCACCCGCCCUGAGCCCCGCCGCCGCUGCGGGGUGGGCAUCCCAUGGGGUGGGGUGGGGUGGGGUGGGGGGGGCACCCUGAGGUCCUUCAAGGGGGGGUUGGGGGGGGGUUUAGGGGGCGGCUUGGGGUGGUUGUGGGGGUGGGGGGACUUCUGGGGGCGCACUGAGGUCCAUAAAGGGGGUUCUAGGGUCUUCAGGGCACACCCCGAGGUCCUUAAGGGGGUCCCAAGGGGGUCCUGGGGUCCUUAUGGAGCACCCUAAGGUCCAUAUGGGGGUCCCAAGAGGGUCCUGGGGUCUUCAGGGAGCACCUUGAGGUCCAUAACGGGGUCCCAAGGGGAUCCUGGGGUCUUUAGGUGGCACCCUAAGGUCCUUAAGGGGGUCUUGGGGUCUUCAGGGGGCACCCUAAGGUCCAUAUAGGGGGUCCUGAGGUCUUCAGGGAGCACCUUGAGGUCCUUUUGGGGUCCCAAUGGGAUCCUGGGGUUUUUAGGGGGCACCUUGAGAUCCUUAACAGGGUCCCAAGAGGGUCCUGGGGUCUUCAGGGGACACCCUGAGGUCUUUAUGGGGUCCUAAGGGGGUCCUAGGGUCCUUAGGGGCACCCUUAGGUCCUUAUGGGGAGUCCUGGGGUCUUUAGGAGGCACCUUGGGACCUUAUGGGGGUCCCAAGGGGAUUCUGGGGUUUUCAGGGGGCACCUGGGGUCCUUAUAGGGCACCCUGAUAUCCUUAGGGGGGUCCUGGGGUCUUCAGGGAGCACCCCGAGGUCCUUGUGGGGGUCCCAAGGGGGUCCUGGGGUCUCCAGAGGUCCUUAUGGGGCACCCUGAGGUCCAUAUGGGGAGUCCUGGGGUCUCCAGGGGGCACCCUAAGGUCCAUACUGGGGUCCCAAGGGGGUCCCGGGGUCUUCAGGGAGCACCCUUAGGUCCUUAUGGGGGCCCCAAGGGGAUUCUCGGGUCUUUAGGGAGCACCUUGAGGUCCUUAUGGGGGGUGCUGGGGUCUUCAGGAGGCACCCUGAGGUCCUUAAUGGGGUCUCAAGGGGGUCUUGGGGUCUCCAGGGGGCACCCUAAGGUCCAUAUGGGAUAUCCUGGGGUCUUCAAGGAGCAUCUUGAGGUCCUUUUGGGGUCCCAAUGGGAUUCUGGUGUCUUCAGGGCGCACCCUGAGGUCCUUAUGGGGGUCCCAAGGGGGUCCUGGGGUCUCCAGGGGGCACCUGGGGUCCUUAUAGGGCACCCUGAUGUCCACAUGGGGGUCCCGGGGUCUUUAGGAGGCACCCUGAGGUCCUUAUGGGGGUCCCAAGGGAGUUCUGUGGUCUUCAGGGGGUCCUUGGGGUCCUUGUGAGGGUCCCAAGGGAAUCUGGGGACUUCAAGGAGCACCUUGAGGUCCUUUGGGGGGUCCCAAGGGGGUCCUGGGGUCCUCAGGGGCACCCUGUAGUCCCUCUGGGGGUUUCAGGGGGGUCCCCCCCACCCAUGGGUGCCCACAGGGUGCCCCUGCGCUGUCCCAGCUGCUGCAUUAAAGGACUUUGGGGAC
Messenger RNA from Cygnus olor (mute swan), 2435 nucleotides. It is a transcript of the gene TLCD3B, whose product is annotated as TLC domain containing 3B. The record is from RefSeq and is a predicted model, not a curated record. Lineage: Eukaryota; Metazoa; Chordata; Aves; Anseriformes; Anatidae. Bases 249 to 935 code for a protein of 228 amino acids. Gene Ontology annotation, biological process: lipid homeostasis; ceramide biosynthetic process. The transcript is spliced from 3 exons. Gene Ontology annotation, cellular component: endoplasmic reticulum; membrane. Gene Ontology annotation, molecular function: sphingosine N-acyltransferase activity.